CUGUGUCGUGGGCGGGACGCGUCGACUCUUGCCACAUUUCCCGCGAAAAAUUACGUGUUCUAACGCUGCUACGAUACAUUCUAUUAUAUUCUGACUUAGAAAAACGUUUCCCUGUCAUAGUAAAUUAUGUUAAUGUGUGACAAUUCGUCUAUGUGUAUUUUUGAUCGUGUUUGCUAAAAUCUUUGAGUGAUUUUAUUCGUAUAGAAUCGAUAAGGGUCAGUGGUUCACGGAUUUUCCGAGGACUUAUCGUAUCAACGUACAUGUGGAAGUGAAUACUAGUCAAAUGUCAACGCGGUACCGAUAGUGUCAGUGGUUUUGGAUGUGGCUUAUCGGAAGCUGAUCGAGCUGGCGUGGUACGGGGGAGGGGGGGCGAUGCAGGCGGGUGGCGGGUGGUUUGUACCAUGGACAAUGGGGGUACAAAAGUUUGCAGUGGCGUUGCCGAUGGGCGGUGUGGUACCACUUGUGCCACCGCUGCUGGCGGCUCUGCCACCGGCCCCGCCGCCGCUUAGACUGAUCGCUCCGCCUUUACAACAUCAAUCGCAAAGAAAGGGAGAAAAAGACAACAACAAGAAUUGCAUACUAUCCUGCGAGAAGAGAAAAGCCGAGGACUCGGAUGUCAACAAAGACUUAAAGAAGGCGAAACUAGAAACAAAGGCGUUGAAAGCGAAAAGGCCCGGCUUUACAGACGACAGAUACAACGAAACGUCUUAUUACAUUGAAAAUGGCCUCAGGAAAGUCUAUCCGUAUUACUUCACGUUUACGACGUUCACCAAAGGAAGAUGGGUUGGAGAGAAAAUCCUCGACGUCUUCGCGAGGGAGUUCAGGGCUCAUCCCGCCGCUGAGUACGAAAGGUGCAUCAGGGCUGGCACUCUCACGGUGAACUACGAAAGGGUCGACCCUGAUUACCGGCUCAAACAUAACGACUUACUUGCCAACGUCGUCCAUAGGCACGAAGUACCAGUGACCAGCCAACCGAUCACCCUCGUACAUAUCGACGAGGACAUUGUGGUUGUCAACAAACCAGCCUCUAUCCCCGUUCAUCCUUGCGGUCGAUAUCGGCACAAUACUGUUGUGUUUAUACUCGCUAAGGAAUAUAACCUCAAAAACCUAAGGACAAUUCACAGACUCGACAGACUAACGUCAGGUCUCCUAUUAUUCGGAAGGAGUCCGAAGAAGGCGAGACAAAUGGAACAUCAGAUAAGGAAUCGACAGGUGCAGAAGGAGUACGUUUGUCGAGUGGACGGCGAGUUCCCGGAGGACGAAAUCGAAUGUCUAGAACCUAUAGAAGUGGUAAGCUACAAGAUCGGUGUGUGUAAGGUGUCACCGAAGGGCAAGGAUUGUUCAACGGUCUUCAAACGAUUGGGCUACAACGUCGCAGCGAACACAAGCGUUGUUUUGUGUCGGCCGAAAACAGGCAGAAUGCAUCAAAUCAGAGUGCACUUGCAAUAUUUAGGUUACCCAGUUGUCAACGAUCCUCUAUACAAUCACCCCGUAUUCGGUCCUAUCCGAGGAAAGGGCGGUGACACAGGAGGCAAGACAGACGAACAACUCGUGAGAGACCUCAUCGCUAUACACAACGCUGAGAAUUGGCUCGGAGUAGAUGCAGCUGAUGAUGACCUACUGUUCUCUAAGCCCGCUUCCGACGACAAAGUUGGCGAGGAUGAAUGCGAAGGUCCUGCUUCAAGGGAAUCAUCACCUAGAUUGGAGUCACCAGCUCCUGGUUUGACACCAUCAACGAUUAUGACGCCGACGCUGGCGAGCCCGUCGAGCGCGUCGGAGGCGCCGGGCGGCGUGCCCUCCCCCGCGCCCUCUCCAGAACUCACUGAUGACUCCAGUGACGCUAAGGUAUUAUACCACUUCUAUUCAUAUACUAUGUUCUCUUGCUUUUGUAUGCUUUAUAAUGUAAAAUUCGUGUCGUUAAAAGUAAUUUUUCUUCAACAGUCAGAUAAAGUGACAGUGGCUACCCAAACCGGUUGUUCACCAGCAAUCGUACGGACAAGUUCCAAUAACCCUAGUAGCGCUACCAGCAUGAUUACGGCUGGUAGCUCUACCGGCGCAGACGCACUCACGCCUGACCCGCACUGCUACGAGUGUCGCGUGAGGUACAGGGACCCGAGACCAAGAGACUUGGUCAUGUAUCUACACGCUUGGAAAUACAAGGGGCCCGGCUGGGAAUACGAGACGGAGCUUCCACAGUGGGCGAGCAUCGAUUGGGAGGAGCCGGAUAGUUCAUAGUUACAGGUCUUGACACCACUGCAGAAGCGCCUCGCUUCAUCUCUAUAUAUAUCCAACAAACCGAUUAAGUGAACAUCGGACUUAUCAACAAAGACGGUAUCGUUUAUAACAAUGUUUAAAUAACUAAGUGUGAUCAUUGUAACAGUGUCUCUGAUAAAAUACAAAUGUAACGAAAUAUAUUUCGUGUUAAAGUUAGUAGUAACAUCAUCGAUGAUAAUAUCGUGUUGAACGAAAUUAAACACAAAUUAGAUCUAGUCGAAUUAAACACAGAAGUAAUAAUUGAUAAUGGUCACGACGAAUUCGGUAUAAUGAAUGUUACGAAUGUUAAAAAUAUGUGUUGUGAUGCAGACGAGGCGCUUUCCGUAGGAACUUGGGUUCUAACGAACCUUAACCGAAAUGUAAUUAAACUAUCAAUACAAGUAAAUACUUGGCUGUUAUAUCUCAGUGCUGAGGCAGUUUUGUAAUUUAGUUUAAGAAUAGCGUAAGUGAAUAUUAUUUUAUAUGCGUUAAUUGCACUUUUGGUAUUUCUUUUUCUUUCUUACCUUCCAUUAUAAUAGUGACCCUCUUAGUACUUCGGAUCUUUUAUUUCGAUUCGCUUUUAAUGUUUUAGAUUUUACUUUGUCACUUCAGUUCCUAUCGGUCUAGGUUGUUUCUUAACGCUUGUUGUAGCGUAGAGUUAAGGGAUGAUAACAAAUUUUGUAAAAAAUAUCAAUACCAUUAAAAUAGAUUUAUCGCUUAAACGAGGCAGGGUCUGAACCACGAUUAUAAAUCAAUAUAUUAUCAUCGAAGUUAUUCUCAUCACCAAAAUGAUGAUCUAUUUGAUUAAUAUUAUCAUCAAAAUUAUCAUUUCAAUCGAAAAAUUUAUACUUGUCGUUAUUUUGAAACAAUUCACACUGCUUACGCGUAAGUCCGUUUUUUAUAUAAAAACAUAGAAUCAAAGUGUUGUAUAUUCAAAUAGAAUAUGUUAGAGAAAAUGUCGACUGUGUAUCAGUCAUAUUAAAAAUUCGGACCACUGCAGUAUUUUAUUAAAAAUCGUAAAUAGGACCACUGUUUAUAGAAAGGCUAUCUCUGUAAUAUAAAACGCGUUUACAAAUAAAUGCAUAAUUAAGAAUAAACGCAAUUCUGCGAGCGAUAGUGACGCUCUAAAGUUUUUGGCUUCCAUAGUUUUGAUUAGACUGUAUAAGUAUCAUCGGAAAAUUUUGUACUUUAAAUAAAUAAAAAAAGAAUUAUAAUCGCGUCUUUCACUUAAAAUCACAUCUCAACCUUCACGCGUCCGUUGCCCUUCGAUCUGGUAAUCGACAUUUGAAGUGUGAUAUGCAUUUAUUUAAUAUAUUUCGCUUGCAAUCAUCCUCUUUCAAAAAUCAUCAUUAUCGAUUCACCGAUAUGAUUUUAUUUCGUUUCCGUGUUGUAACCAAAGUAAUAGGUUUAUCCAAAGAAGGAUGUUUUGAUGCGAAGUAAGAUUCGGUUUGGGAGCAGAUCGAAGCAGCAGAUUUAAAGACAUGUGUAAGAGUUUUGUUUUGUUUUCAUAAUUCAUAAGUUUUGCGUGUUUCUAGACGAUAAGUUAUGCCAGUUUUGAACGGGGCCCCAAUUUUGCGGUUCGGUCAAAGUUGGUUCCGCAUAGGUUCUCGAACGUAUCAUUACCGUUAUAAUUAGAAUCCCCCUCCCCCCUGUAUUAUUGUAAUAAUGGAUUGUUUUGAACAUGUACAACCGAAAUUUCUGUAGCUAAAUAAUUAUUCGAUUCAUCGUCGCUGGUUUAUUUAUUAGAUACAUUAGUUAGUAUUAAAAUAUAAAA
Vanessa atalanta (red admiral) is the source of this 4027-nucleotide messenger RNA. Its product is annotated as RNA pseudouridylate synthase domain-containing protein 2-like. Gene Ontology annotation, molecular function: RNA binding; pseudouridine synthase activity. Gene Ontology annotation, biological process: pseudouridine synthesis. NCBI's taxonomy places the organism in Eukaryota, Metazoa, Arthropoda, Insecta, Lepidoptera, Nymphalidae. Bases 373 to 2235 code for a protein of 620 amino acids. The record is from RefSeq and is a predicted model, not a curated record. The transcript is spliced from 14 exons.